AUGCCGGGCCUCAUCACGGCUACCGGCGUUCUCGGCUUUUUGUCCGAUGAAGAGCCGGAGCUCAAGGUGUUUGCCUUGAACACGCUAAACGAUGACAUCGACACCGUCUGGACGGAGGUCGCAGGCGCUGUCAGCCAGAUCGAGUCCCUCUACGAGGAUGAGCAGUUCCCCGAGCGCCAGCUGGCCGCUCUGGUCCUUGCCAAGGUGUACUACCACCUCCAGGCUUACAACGAGAGCAUGUCGUUUGCCCUGGCUGCUGGGGACCUUUUCAAGCUCGACGACCCCAGCGAGUUCGAAGAGACGAUCAUUUCCAAGUGCAUCGACCGCUACAUUGCCACGUCAGUGGCCAACCACCAGCCAGCCCUCGACGUCCGCGCGAGCGUGACUCUGCCCUCAGUCGAGACCGGCUUCGGUGCGGCCGGCGGCGACGGCUCGACCCUCAUGUCGCCGACGACGCCCUUCUCCCAGUCGACCCUGCCGUCCAAGUCGCUCCUCUCGCGCGACUCGGUCGAUAACACCAUUUUGGACCCGUCCUUCCCGUCGGCCGAGACGAAGGAAGGCCGCUCCGGCUCCAUCGUGCCGCUCGCCGACCAGGCGACCAAGAAGGCCCUAGACCACAUCAUCGAGCGCAUCUUUGCCAACUGCCUAAAGGAAGGCCGGUACCGUCAGGUGGUUGGCAUUGCCGUGGAAGCCAAGAACCUCGAGGUGCUCAGCCGUGUUAUUAAGCGUGCCAGCGAGGACGCCAAGAGCGGCAAGGGCAAGGCGGUGCACGAAAACGGCCAGGACGCGGCCGACGAGCUGAUGGAGUACGUGCUCGGCAUCUGCAUGGACGUCGUGCAGGAGCGCGGCUUCCGCACGGAGAUCCUGCAGCUGAUCCUCUUCCUGCUCAACGACAUUGCGCACCCAGAUUACUUUGCCAUUGCCAAGUGCGUUGUGUAUCUCAACGCGGACCUGGAGGCGUCUGACCUGCUCCGUAAGCUGGUGGAGGAAGACGACCUGGAGCUCCGGGUGAUUGCAUACCAGAUUGCCUUUGACAUGUACGACAACGGAACGCAGGAGUUCCUGGGCAAGGUGAUGAGCGACCUGCCGCGGCGGGCGCCCAAGUCGGACAAGGCCAAGACAGACGAGGCCAAGCCGAAGAGCGGGGAGACGGAAGUGGAGGAGGGCGAGUCAGAUCCUCUGCUGAACGAGGAGGCGGACGAGCAGACGGCGGCCCAGACGGAAGAAGCGGAAAAGUCGGCGGAGAACAUUGCGGUGGCAUACGACAACAUCCGCAGCAUCCUGGAUGGCAGCACCACGAUCCGGCUCAACGUCGAGUUCCUCUUCCGCAACAACCGGGCUGACAUCAGCAUCCUCAACAAGGUGCGCGACAGCCUGGAGGGCCGCAACUCCAUCUUCCACACGGCGUUGACGCUCUGCAACGCAUUCAUGCACGCGGGCACGACGCACGACAAGUUCUUCCGUGACAAUCUGGAGUGGCUGGGCAAGGCGAUCAACUGGUCCAAGUUCACGGCAACGGCGGCGCUGGGCGUGAUCCACCGCGGCAACAUCACGCAGGCACGAAAGCUGCUGGAGCCAUACAUGCCGCGACAGGGCACGCUGCAGCAAGGGUCGCCGUUCAGCCAGGGCGGAGCGCUGUAUGCGUUUGGGCUGAUCCACGCGAACCACGGGUCCGAUGCGCUGGACUACCUGCGCAACGUGUUCGGAUCGGCCGAGGAUGAGGUGAUCCAGCACGGCGGAGCGCUGGGGUUGGGCAUUGCGGGCAUGGCGACGGGCGACGAAGAGAUCUUUGAGAUGCUCAAGACGGUGCUUCUGGGCGACUCGGCACUGAACGGCGAGGCGGUCGGGCUAGCGAUGGGCCUGAUCAUGCUGGGGACGGGCAACGCGGCGGCGCUGCAGGCCAUGUUUGCAUACAGUCACGAGACGUCACACGAGAAGAUCAUCCGGGGCUGCGCGCUGGGAAUGGCGUUGAUCAUGUACGGGCAGCAGGAGGGAGCGGACGGGAUGAUCGAAGCGCUGCUCAACGACCCGGAUCCAGCGCUGCGGUACGGCGGAAUCCUGACGGUGGCGCUGGCAUACUGCGGGACGAGCAGCAACAAGGCAGUGCGCAAGCUGCUGCAUGUGGCGGUCAGCGACGUGAGCGACGACGUGCGGCGGAUCGCGGUGAUGAGCCUGGGUUUCAUCCUGUUCCGCAAGCCGGAGAGCGUGCCGCGGAUGGUGGAGCUGCUGUCGGAGUCGUACAACCCUCACGUGCGAUACGGAUCGGCGAUGGCGCUGGGAAUCUCGUGUGCAGGCACAGGACUGUACGAGGCAAUCGACCUGUUGGAGCCGAUGAUGAAGGACCCGACAGACUUUGUGCGGCAGGGCGCGCUGGUGGCGCUGUCGAUGAUCCUGGUGCAGCAGACGGAGGCGCUGAACCCGAAGGUGACCGCGAUCCGGAAGACGCUGAAGAAGGUGGUGGGCGACCGACACGAGGAUGCGAUGACCAAGUUUGGCGCGGCGCUGGCGCUGGGGAUCCUGGACGCGGGCGGCCGCAACUGCACGAUCGGACUGCAGACCCAGACGGGCAAUCCGAACAUGGCGGGCGUUGUGGGCAUGGCAGUGUUCACGCAGUACUGGUACUGGUUCCCGUUCACGCACUUUUUGUCGCUGAGCUUCAGCCCGACGUCGGUGAUCGCUCUGGACCCGGACCUGGCGAUUCCGGACGUGCGAUUCCACUGUGCCUCGCGGCCGAGCCUGUUUGACUACCCGCCCGAGCAAGAGGUCAAGGCCGAGGAGGGACCGGCCCUGAUCGCGACGGCGAUUCUGUCGACGACAGCCCAGGCAAAGCGGCGGGCGCAGAAGAAGGAGCGGGCGGCCCGGCGCGAGAGCAUGGAUGUGGACGCGGUGACGCCGGCGGUGACAGCCAGCAGCGGCGGCGACAAGACGACGACGACAGCAACGACGGCCGACGGCGACAAGAUGGACGUGGACGACGACAAGACGGCGGCUGGCGAGGACAGCAAGGACGAGGCAGAGGAAGCGAUUGACGACAAGAAAGAGGGCGAGCCGAAGAAGAAGGCAGAGAAGGAGAAGGUUGGCUACGAGAUCUUCAAUAUGUCGCGAGUGCUGCCGGCGCAACUGAAGUACCUGAGCUUUCCGUCUGGACGAUACAAGCCGGUGAAGCCGCCUACCGGUGGCCCACUUCUCCUGAUCGACACACAAAAGGAUGAGCCUAAGACGCUGAUCGAGGAGAAGCUGAAGAAGGUGACGAUUGAGAAGGCGCCGGUGGCGGGUGCCCAGAACAACAGCAGUGGUGGUGGUGGGGGUGGAUCGGGGUCAGGAGCGGGUGGUGUGACGGCUGGCAGCCGCAGCGCGAUGCUGCGGGACCUCUCGCAGGCGCUGCAGGCACCUCACGAACUGCGGGCGAUCACGGAGCUGCUGACGCAGAGUGGCGGCAUCAACAGCGCCAGCACGGCCAGCCGGGCAGCGGCAGCCCGCAGCGCAGCGCGGCUGUUUGCGGGACUUUGA
Grosmannia clavigera kw1407 is the source of this 3510-nucleotide messenger RNA. Its product is annotated as 26S proteasome regulatory subunit. Gene Ontology annotation, cellular component: proteasome regulatory particle, base subcomplex; proteasome complex; nucleus. Bases 1 to 3510 code for a protein of 1169 amino acids. Gene Ontology annotation, biological process: proteasome-mediated ubiquitin-dependent protein catabolic process; regulation of protein catabolic process. The transcript is spliced from 4 exons. The record is from RefSeq and is a predicted model, not a curated record. NCBI's taxonomy places the organism in Eukaryota, Fungi, Ascomycota, Sordariomycetes, Ophiostomatales, Ophiostomataceae. Gene Ontology annotation, molecular function: enzyme regulator activity.